Messenger RNA from Ipomoea nil (Japanese morning glory), 1981 nucleotides. Its product is annotated as arginine/serine-rich coiled-coil protein 2-like. Bases 206 to 1681 code for a protein of 491 amino acids. The transcript has 7 exons. NCBI's taxonomy places the organism in Eukaryota, Viridiplantae, Streptophyta, Magnoliopsida, Solanales, Convolvulaceae. The record is from RefSeq and is a predicted model, not a curated record.
CAUAUCCAAAUAUCUCUCCAUUUACGGAGUAAUCUUCUGAUUAUUCUCAGCUUCGUCUCCAAGCGACUCAAAAAUCAAAUUCGAAAUUUCGAAGAGUGCAUUCAUUCACAAGCUUUUGUGGUCUGUAACGAGGAUUUUCAGCUGAGAAACUGUAGAUUUGGUUUUGAUAGGGAUAUAUCUACGGAUUAAGGUUUUAGGUUUAACUAUGGACUCGGAUGGGCACAAUUCAGCCCGGGAGAAGGUUGGUGCUGCCGGUGCUUUUCGCAGGCCGUCCAACGAUGCUGCUAAUCGGAAAUAUCGACGUCGGUCUCCAGUUGGCGAAUCAUCCUCGGACGGUAGUCCUGCCCAUGAGAGGAGCUUGAGUCCAGUUCCACCAACUGAAGCUUGUGAAAAAAAUGAUGAUUCUCAGCGAAGGAAGGAUGAUGGAAGGGAUUUAGGGAGAGACUCUGGUAGGAGUCAACAUGGCAGGAGUGGUGAGUCACACAGACAUUCUGAUCGACAAUCCUCUAGGAGUACUCAUAGUCACCGCAGGCAUGAUGAGUAUACAAGACAUAGCAGGAAUGAAGAUAAUGAUGAAAGAGAGAAUAUAAAAUCAUAUUCUCAUCAUCAUCGGAACUCAAGAGGAAGAGACUAUUCUGAUCACUCUAGGCAAGAAAAUGACCAUAGGUCGAGAGACUAUCCACGUGAUGUUGAUAAAUACUCCCGAGAUAAGUAUGGUUCUUCAGGGCACAGAAGCAGGGACAAGGAAAAGGAAAGCUCAUCUCUCGAGUGUCAAAAGUACAAAGAAAAAGAUUCAUCAUCUGAUAGAAUUGGAUCUGAUAAUAGGUAUACUAACUAUGGCAUUGAAGAUGGUAGGUCUGGAGAAAGGGAUAAGCAUAAGGAAUAUAGAGAUAGCCAAGAUGAGAAGACAGACCAUAAGAGGAAUUUAGGAGAGUAUAAAAGUUAUAACUCACAUGCUUACAAAGAAUCCAGGGGCCACCGCAAUGAGUCAACUUUAAAAAAGGAUGGCUCUGGCCAUCGUCUAAAAGAAGCUGCUCUGCCUGAUUAUAUGGAGUUGGAUAGUGAAAAGUACACCAAGGAGGAUAAAAAGAAAUAUGAUGAUGGGGAAAGGUUCAAGGAGCGGCAAAGUCGAGAAAAAGAGAAGUAUGAGGACAGGAAUUUAUCUUCAAGUAGAUGUCAGGAGUCUUCCGCAAAGAGGUCCAAAUUUUAUAGCAUUGAUGGUGGAAGCACAGAGCAUGUAAAAGAUGAUGAAAAGCAGUCGUCAAAUUCAAAACAAGGCCAAGUGUCUCCUGGCGAAGUCACUUUGGAGCAGGGUGUGAAAGACUCUGAUAUAGAUGCUGCAAAAGUUGCUGCCAUGAAGGCCGCUGAAUUAGUUAAUAGGAAUCUUAUUGGAACCGGUUACAUGACUGCUGAUCAGAAGAAGAAGCUGUUGUGGGGAAGUAAAAAGAGCACAAAUGAUACUGAAAAGUCAGCUCAUCACUGGGAUACAUCAACAUUUGGUGACCGUGAACGACAGGAAAAAUUCAACAAACUCAUGGGUGUGAAGGGUGAUGCCAAGGGGGAGCUGAAACCCGACAUCCAUGAUGCAGAGAAGCAAAGAGAGCUUCAGAUAGACUUGGAGAAGCAGUACACUGCUGGGCUCCGUCGAAGAGAUGGCCGCACAGUUGGACUCGGACUCUAAGCAUACGACUUGAUUGUCUAGCACGUUCAUCCACGACACAAAGAAGCAAAGGGAGCUCCAGACGGACUUGUAGAAGCAGUACACAUCGGGGAGAUGGUCGAUUUGAUUGUCUGGUGUGUUCAUUAAACCGUAGCAAAACACAUUAUAUUGUACUAUUUUGCACGUACGUAUGAUGUUUCUUGUGGUGCUGGACAUCCCUAAUCUUGUGGUGCAGCUCAGAAUUGCUCCUGGUGAGGAUUAUUAACAAAGCAUUUAUAUUGACAUAAAUUUUGAUAAAUGUUUUGUUCAAUUUUAUGGAAA